Messenger RNA from Haemorhous mexicanus (house finch), 2337 nucleotides. It is a transcript of the gene STX18, whose product is annotated as syntaxin 18. The coding region runs from base 51 to 1055 and encodes 334 amino acids. Gene Ontology annotation, molecular function: SNAP receptor activity. Gene Ontology annotation, biological process: retrograde vesicle-mediated transport, Golgi to endoplasmic reticulum; intracellular protein transport. Lineage: Eukaryota; Metazoa; Chordata; Aves; Passeriformes; Fringillidae. The record is from RefSeq and is a predicted model, not a curated record. The transcript is spliced from 11 exons. Gene Ontology annotation, cellular component: endoplasmic reticulum; SNARE complex; membrane.
GCGGGGCCGCAUUGCGCGGGGAAGGGCGCGCGGCGGCACCGGCGGCCGCCAUGGCGGUGGAUAUCACCCUGCUCUUCAAGGCCAGCGUGAAGACUGUGAAGACCCGCAACAAGGCGCUGGGGGUGGCGGCGGCGGGGGACAGCGCCAGGGACGAGCUGCUCAAGCGGGGUACCGCCCGCUUCAAAAGCGACUUCACCAGCAGGGCGCGGGAGGUGAUUUCUCAUAUUGGAAAGCUGAAAGAUUUUCUUCUACAACACAGAAAGGAUUACAUUAAUGCUUACAGCCAUAUUAUGUCUGAGUAUGUGAGGAUGACGGAUACAGAGCGUGACCAGAUAGAUCAAGAUGCCCAGGUGUUUAUGAGAACAUGUGCUGAUGCCAUUCAUCAGCUCAGAACAGAAGCACACAAGGGUGUCCAGUCUGCUCAGGUGAAGGAGCACAGAACAGCUGUCCUGGACUUCAUUGAAGAUUACUUAAAAAGAGUGUGCAAGCUGUAUUCUGAGCAGAGAGCCAUCCGAGUUAAGCGAGUGAUAGAUAAGAAGAGACUGUCCAAACUUGAACCUGAGCAGAGCAGUGUGUCCAAAUCACCUCUUUCCGCUGAAAAAUCUUCACACAGUCCUUUAGAGGAUUCUGAAGAAAAACUUUCUGCUGAGGAAAGCAAAGACAGGAAUCUGCCUGAUGCCCAAAGUAACCUUGGAUUAUGGGGGGAUGGCAGAGGUGAAGAUGAGCUGUCACCUGAAGAAAUACAAAUGUUUGAACAGGAGAACCAGAGACUUGUUGGUGAAAUGAACAAUCUCUUCGAUGAAGUCAGACAAAUUGAAGGAAAAGUGGUGGAAAUCUCCAGAUUACAAGAGAUAUUCACUGAGAAAGUCUUGCAACAGGAGACUGAUAUUGACAACAUCCAUCAAUUAGUUGUGGGUGCAACAGAGAAUAUAAAAGAAGGCAAUGAAGACAUAAGAGAGGCCAUCAAAAACAAUGCUGGAUUUAGAGUAUGGAUCCUCUUUUUCCUUGUGAUGUGUUCAUUCUCCUUGCUCUUCCUGGACUGGUAUGAUAAUUAAUUAAACAUAUAUUGGCUCCAUGCUCUGUUUGUAAAUGUUCUGACAUUUUUUUAGUGGAGCAGGGUAUAACAGCAUACCUAUGUAUUUUAAGCAUUUUCUCAUACCUCUGCAAUGGAAAUGUUUUCCAGUAAAUAAAUUGUGCAUAUAUCCAUUAGUACAUUCGUUUUAAAUCCCUGUAUCAAACAUAAAACCACGCUUAUCUUCUGGAGAACAUAAAAGUGUUUGAAAGAGCUGUGAAGAAAGCUACACGCUGGAGCAGACCUAACAGAAGAAAAAAACAAUACUGGUUUUAUCACAGCCACCCACCUGUGCUGUGGAAAGUCCAGCUCCCAUCCCAGAGCAAGAGAAAACUGUUACUGUGCAGAAGCAUCUACGCUGUCUCAGGCAUUUAUUUCAUCACACUACUUCAGUACACAGUGAUCACUUUGCACAUAAAUGACCUUUACUUCUAAUCCUUUGAAACUACUUGUCUCAGAAAUCAGCUUGAUCUAAUGGCACUAAUAAUGAUAAGGAGUCAAGGAAAGAGCUUUACUUGAAAGUGAAAAGAGAGAAUACAACACAAACAGAUUGUGCAAUGAAACAUGUUCUGAGAUGCUGGAAUAAAGCCAAAGGAUAGACAGUUAAAGUAAAACUCCUCAAAGUACUAAACCUGGGAGCAAUUUGAUAACUAAAAAAAGUCUCAAAACCAAGUGUAGGUAAGACACAAUAAACUCCCUCCUGAUAAAUCAGACAGAAAAUGGUUUUGACUUCAAGAAGCAUAAACAAUCUGUUUCUCCUAGAUCGUAAGGCUUACUAAUUUUUAUUGUUUAUUGUUAUGAGGAGAAAAAGAAGUUGUUUCUCAUCAGUAUUUACUUUUGCAUUAAAGUUUUUAUUGUCCUAAAUUUAAGGGUGGAGAUGUAUCAUGAAUCAUUUCUAUUUAGAACAGUCUUGGGAAACAGACCUCUCCAUCCUGUAAAAUGUGAAUGUCCUCUCAAAGUAUGUUGAUUUGAAAUGUGUGUGCUUUCCUAUCUCUCUUCUGAAAUGUAUAUUUCUAUACAUUUUAUGCAACAGGUAGUAUCAUUCUUAUUCUUUACUAUGCACAGAGUGAAAAUGUCAAAAGUUACUUGUGAAUCAAUUAUAUUCAAUAAAGCAGAUGCCUGUUAGAAAAUGCAAACAUGGUAUGCUUUAAAGAUCUUCACAUAAGCUUGAUAUUUUUAAUUGCAAAGAAAAAUUUGGCACAUAGUUUAUUGCUUCUUAGGCAUUCCACAUACCAUGAUGACUUAAUAAAAAGCCUUUCACAGCU